GUCUCCUUUCCUCUCAAUUCCUCGUUGGCACCGUUGCUCUUUUUGCCGUCUCCAUUGUGUUUUUACGUACGUUUCCCCUACGCACAUUUGCAACACUUGUUUUUUCUCAUUAAGAGGGGCUUCAAACAAUCUUGUUUGAAUCCCCUCCAUUUUGUAAUAAGAAGAAAAAUCUCAGAAUCGCAGUUCAAAUGAGUCCUCCUCCUCUUCCUACAUUUAUCAUUCGAAUUUGAACAAGUUCCGCGAAAAAGUUCGGCCUCCGAUUCGAAGAAAGAGCGGUAAGCCGAGCCGCCAUUCCGGUUCGAUUCGAUGGCGGCAAUGCAAACCAUGUUGUUGUUGAUCUCGACCUUCUUUUCUGCUCUUCUCUUCUCUUAUGGCCAGAGUGCGAGCAACGUAUCCGCCGUCGACUCCGUGGAUUCCAUAAUUCGCGAUCGUGCAUUCGACAUAUUGCACGGGGUUCACACCGGCGUGAUCUACGACGUGCCCCUCCCCGCGAAUUUGUCCGGCAUAGAGGCUUCUAUGAUGCGGUUGCGGAGUAGGACGUUUUGGCGCCGAGGGGCCAAUAUUAGCGCGUUCCGAAUUCCACCGAGAACAUUGCCAGUUCCUCAGACAAGGAGAUUCGUAGUUGUGUAUCAGAAUUGGAGUAACUGGUCCUCCUCUUAUUUCAAUGUGCCAGGUUAUACACUCCUCUCUCCUGUGAUCAGUUUGUUGGCCUACGACGCAUCGAACGCGAGUUUCGGUGGUGCGAUCCAGCUUGCGAUCCAAUUUAACCUUAGAUCGAAUGAUACUAUCGCCUUUCGCUUUCCGAAAGUUGCAAUGCCUGGCGGGUCGAAUUCGUCGAUGAAAUGUGCAUGGUUCGGACUCGACGGAUCGGUGCAUCUCGACAAGAUGGCCUCGUUGAAUUCGUGCACGACGAGAAGCACGGGGCACUUUGCCAUUGUUGAGCCCUCGAAGGUUUCGAUAAAUGCUUCUGCAUCGCCGGUGCGUAGCACAAAAGAGAAGGUGAUCAGGGUGGUGGUGGUCUUAGGCAGCGGCGUCGUCGGGAUAGCGGUGUUGGGUGUAGCAGUGGUGGGGGUUACAAAAUUGGUGAAGAAGAGGAAAUUGGAUGAGAUGGUGAGGAGAUCAGAAGAAGGUCAGGUUUUGGAGAAUGUAUGGGUCGGGGGAAGCAAAAUGCCGAGUGCAGCGAUGCGUCGAACUGAGCCAGUUAUCGAGAGCGAAGAAGCACCGUGAGAAGCCUCCUUUUUUCGGUUAAACGAGAAGCCACAAAUCUCUAGAGCAAAGAGGGAGAAGAAGCUAGGAUUCUAUUUCAUUCCGGUGGAUGAUUCUUCAAACCUUUUCUUUUGAAUAACACAGUUUAGAUCAGAUUAUACAGAUUUUUUUUGGUUUUUUGACGUUUCAGUAGUUAAAUUCAUUCUACAGCGUAGCAAGGGAUGUAUCUA
Messenger RNA from Ananas comosus (pineapple), 1436 nucleotides. RefSeq lists its product as uncharacterized. Gene Ontology annotation, cellular component: membrane. NCBI's taxonomy places the organism in Eukaryota, Viridiplantae, Streptophyta, Magnoliopsida, Poales, Bromeliaceae. The transcript has a single exon. Bases 307 to 1227 code for a protein of 306 amino acids. The record is from RefSeq and is a predicted model, not a curated record.